Messenger RNA from Penicillium oxalicum, 2688 nucleotides. RefSeq names its product putative glycosyl hydrolase. The transcript has 2 exons. Bases 1 to 2688 code for a protein of 895 amino acids. Lineage: Eukaryota; Fungi; Ascomycota; Eurotiomycetes; Eurotiales; Aspergillaceae. Gene Ontology annotation, molecular function: hydrolase activity, hydrolyzing O-glycosyl compounds. The record is from RefSeq and is a predicted model, not a curated record. Gene Ontology annotation, biological process: carbohydrate metabolic process.
AUGAAGUUGUUCCAAGCUCUGAACGCCCUACUCGUGGGCGUCACUGGCACCUACGCUGCAGGUCAUAGCUCGGCACCACUGGUAUCAGCCGCCGGCGAUAUUGUCGACGUUCCUGGUUGGCACAUACAGUCCAGUCUCGAUGCAUCAAAAGAUAUUCCUCAGCUGUCACAGCCUGGGGUAGAUGUGUCGAAAUGGCAUCGCAUCGGUUCACGAGGCACCGUCAUGGCUGGGCUAAUUGAGGCUGGCGUGUACAAUGACGAGCAGCUGUUCUAUUCCAACAACCUGGACAAGCUUGCUUCAAAUCAAACCUUUCGGUCUCCAUGGCUGUAUCGAGAGGAAUUCACUCUCCAGCCUGAUGAGCAACAGUAUUUUACACUGCACACGCACGGCAUCACAUCCAAGGCAGACAUUUAUCUUAACGGAGAAUUGAUUGUGGGAAGCGACACGCAGCAAGGCUCGUAUGGAGGUCGUCGAUACAAUGUGACCAAACACGUCCGAAAAGGACCAAACUGCUUGCUCAUCCAAGCCUAUCCGACCAACUAUCUCCGCGAUUUUGCCUUGGGGUUCGUGGACUGGAAUCCAUACCCUUCAGAUAACGGAACGGGAGUCUGGCGAGCAGUGGAGAUCUCGCAGUCCGGGCCAGUCUCAAUGUCGCCUUUCCGCGUGCAGACUGAUCUAAAAGAUCCAAUGAAAAACCAAAAAGUUCAAGUGACUUUGUUCACGGACUUGAGCAAUGCGAGCAAGAACAUGAUUAAGGGGACAGUGAAUGCAACUAUUGUGCCCCCACCGGGGUCUAAAGCUGGCUCACUAGCCCAGUCUUUUGAGCUGCAACCCGGUGAGAGAAAAACCAUUUCUCUCACAACCACGAUUAAGAAUGCGGCAAUCUGGUGGCCCGCCACAUGGGGCGAUCAGCCUCUCUACACCAUUCAAGGCGAAGUACGCACCAACGGAAAAGCCAUGACCGUAUCAGACAAGACCCGUGCCCAGCAGUUUGGGAUUCGGACAGUUUCAUCGCAUGUGAACAAACACAACGAUACUGCCUUUGCUGUCAAUGGCCGGUCAUUCCAGGUGAUGGGGGGAGGCUACGGGCCCGACAUGUUUAUGCGAUUUGAUGAGGCUCGGAUGGAAAAGAUUUUCCAGUACAUGCUUGACAUGGGCUUAAAUACUCUUCGUUUGGAAGGGAAACAGGAGCAUCCUGCGCUGUACGAGCUGGCUGAUCGAAUGGGUAUAAUGAUCCUUGCCGGCUGGGAGUGCUGCGACAAGUGGGAGGGCUGGGAGUACAACGAUGAGGCAAAUGGUGUGAAAUGGGGGAAUGCCGACUACCCGGUCGCCCAAGCAGCAAUGCUUCAUGAAGCAGAGAUGAUGCAAGCACAUCCAUCAAUGCUCGGGUUCCUUGUUGGAUCUGACUUCUGGCCUAAUGAUCGUGCUACAAAGAUCUACCUGGAGGCACUGAGACAGAUGAACUGGAAUAAUCCUGUGAUAGCCUCUGCCAGUAAGCGCGGCUACCCAGAUGCCCUUGGUCCCUCAGGCAUGAAGAUGGACGGUCCAUACGACUGGGUGCCUCCGAACUAUUGGUACGGCGAUCAAGAAGGCGCGGCAUUUGGAUUCGGGUCCGAGCUCGGAGCAGGAGUUGGAACCCCCGAGCUGAAUAGCCUCAAACGAUUUAUGUCCGACAAGGAGCUCGAACGCCUGUGGACGGAGCCCAAGGCCAACCAAUUCCAUAUGUCUCGCUAUGACUCUCAAUUCUACGACCGCUCCAUUUACAACAACGCCCUCUUCGCUCGCUACGGGAAACCCACAGAUCUUGAAGACUAUAUUCUGAAAUGCCAGAUGGCCGACUAUGAAGCGACCCGCGCUCAGUUCGAGGCAUACUCCGCCAAGCAAAAUGCAUCACGACCUGCGACUGGAUCGAUCUACUGGAUGCUGAACAGUGCGUGGCCGAACCUCCACUGGCAGCUCUUUGACUACUAUCUGAGUCCAAUGGGGGCCUACUUUGGCACGAAAAUUGGCAAUCGGAAAGAGCACGUCGCGUACGAUUACGAGAAAAAGACCGUGUGGUUGAUCAAUCACUCUGUGGAUCUCACAGGCGACAGACAAGUCUCCAUCGAUCUCAUCGACACAAAUGGAAAGAAUAUUUCAGGCUCAACGUUCAAUGCCCACACCACUCCCAACUCGUCCAAAAAAGUGGGAUCCGUCAGCGGGGCUAAUCGAAUCAAAGACGUCGCCCUCUUGCGUCUGACUCUCCGCGACACCAAGACAAAUCAGCAACUGAGUCGAAACGUGUACUGGCUCUCAACACAAAAAGACGUACUUGAUUGGGACAAUUCUACCUGGUAUACCACCCCCGUGACCGAAUACGCCAACUUCAAAAAGCUCGAGAGUCUCUCCUCCGCGACUGUGAAGGCUACCGUAAGGAACGACCAGGUUAAGACUCAAGAUGGCCUGACGAGCGCAGAUGUUCAGCUUGAGAACACUUCUGAUGUGCCAGCCGUAUUUGUCAAAAUUCAUGCAGUUGAUUCAUCGACUGGCACGGCCAUUGCGCCCCUCUUUUGGUCGGAUAACUACGUGACCCUUUGGCCUAAGGAAAAACUGACCAUUUCCGUCCGGUUUGAGGGCAAUCUCAACAAGACUGUAUUCGAGCUGUCUGGUCGAAACGUUGAGAAAGUGAAGUUGCAGAGUGGGGAAUAA